AUGCUCCACCAGUUCGUGUUUCUUGGAGUCGUCGCUCUCUUAUUCCGACUGGAAUACCUGCUUGCUCGCUCUGUCUGCCGAAAGACAAUGCCCUGCUGGGGCGAAAACAAAAUACGACUAUUCUCUGUAAGAGUCGUAUCUCUCACUCAUGCUUUCUUCUCCUCCAUCGCCGUUCUCACCUCUCUCACUGAUCCACGAUUCAUCAAGAGCCCGUACGAUUUCUUCAAAGAAGAAACACAGUUCGUUUUUAUCUUCUCCAUGGGAUACUUUCUCUAUGAUUUGUGCGAUAUGGGAAUACAUGGAGAACUCCCAAACUCCAAAGAGUACAUCCUCCACCACUCGCUGGCCCUCAUUGCAUUCUCAUCGAUAAUCGUCUCUGAGAAAUUUUUCGGAGUUGCGGUGAUCGGCCUUCUUGUGGAAGUUCAGACGGUGUUUCUUCAUUCUCGAACAAUUGUUCGGCUCCUGAUAAAAGGACCAGAGGAAUCAGUAAUGUCGGAGUUUUUCAUUCAGAUGAACAUGAUCUGCCUUUUCUUCUUCAGACACGCACCCACCUUGUGGCUACUGUACUUCUUGAUGAUAGUGGAUGAAAAAUGUGGAGUAGCUGUCAAGUUGAUUGUUUCUGCUUCACUUCUGUUUUUAGAGGCUCAUAACCUCCACCUGACCCAAUUGAUUGCUAAAUCAGAUGGGUUCUUCGGAUUUGAGAGGCAGAAGUUGGAUGAAGACACUGUGGAUCCGCUGGGGUCUGUGAGAACAAGUGAAUGUGAGAAGAUCAAGAAAGCCGGUGGAUUCACAAGAAAAAUGAGGAAAGUUGAAUGA
Caenorhabditis remanei is the source of this 816-nucleotide messenger RNA. RefSeq lists its product as uncharacterized. The coding region runs from base 1 to 816 and encodes 271 amino acids. Gene Ontology annotation, cellular component: plasma membrane. Gene Ontology annotation, biological process: membrane assembly; phospholipid homeostasis; plasma membrane organization. The record is from RefSeq and is a predicted model, not a curated record. Lineage: Eukaryota; Metazoa; Nematoda; Chromadorea; Rhabditida; Rhabditidae. The transcript has 4 exons.